Messenger RNA from Arabidopsis thaliana (thale cress), 1521 nucleotides. RefSeq names its product cytochrome P450, family 71, subfamily B, polypeptide 38 (gene CYP71B38). NCBI's taxonomy places the organism in Eukaryota, Viridiplantae, Streptophyta, Magnoliopsida, Brassicales, Brassicaceae. Gene Ontology annotation, cellular component: membrane. The coding region runs from base 22 to 1521 and encodes 499 amino acids. The record is from RefSeq and is marked reviewed. The transcript has 3 exons. Gene Ontology annotation, molecular function: oxidoreductase activity, acting on paired donors, with incorporation or reduction of molecular oxygen; monooxygenase activity; iron ion binding.
AACAAAAUCAAUAACAAGAAAAUGUCUAUCUUCCUUUGUUUCCUCUUACUCUUGCCUCUCUCUUUAAUCCUUUUUAAAAAGCUUUUACCAUCGAAAGGAAAGCUUCCUCCGGGACCUAUUGGACUUCCGAUCAUCGGAAACUUACACCAGCUUGGAAAAUUGCUUUACAAAUCUUUCCACAAAAUCUCCCAAGAAUAUGGACCGGUGGUACUUCUCCGUUUAGGGGUAGUCCCUGUCAUCGUUGUCUCUUCCAAAGAAGGAGCUGAGGAAGUGCUCAAAACUCAUGAUCUUGAGACUUGUACCCGACCUAAAACGGCAGCGACUGGCUUGUUUACUUACAAUUUUAAAGACAUUGGUUUUGCUCCUUUUGGCGACGACUGGAGAGAGAUGAGGAAAAUCACAACGCUCGAGCUCUUUAGCGUGAAAAAACUUAAAUCUUUCAGGUAUAUUAGAGAGGAAGAGAGCGAAUUGUUGGUCAAGAAAAUAUCAAAAUCUGUUGACGAAACACAAAACUCAUCAGUAGAUUUGAGGAAAGUCCUUUUCUCCUUCACGGCUAGCAUCAUUUGUAGACUUGCUUUUGGACAAAACUUCCACCAAUGCGAUUUUGUUGAUGCUAGCCUGGAAGAGUUAGUGCUUGAAUCAGAGGCCAACCUCGGCACCUUCGCGUUCGCUGACUUCUUCCCUGGAGGGUGGCUCAUAGAUAGGAUCUCGGGUCAACAUUCAAGGGUGAACAAAGCCUUUUACAAACUCACCAAUUUCUAUAAACAUGUAAUCGAUGAUCAUUUGAAGACUGGACAACCUCAAGAUCACUCGGACAUCGUCAGUGUCAUGUUGGAUAUGAUCAAUAAACCCACAAAAGCUGAUUCGUUUAAAGUCACUUAUGACCAUCUUAAAGGAGUCAUGUCAGAUAUUUUUUUGGCUGGAGUGAACGGGGGAGCCAACACAAUGAUAUGGACAUUGACAGAGCUAAGCAGACAUCCGAGAGUGAUGAAAAAACUCCAAGAAGAGAUACGAGCAAUGCUUGGACCCAACAAAGAGAGAAUCACAGAAGAAGAUCUAGAGAAAGUUGAGUACUUGAAAUUGGUGAUGGUGGAAACAUUCAGAUUACACCCACCAGCUCCUCUCUUGCUCCCAAGACUAACUAUGUCCGACAUCAAGAUUCAAGGCUACAACAUUCCCAAGAACACCAUGAUCCAAAUCAACACUUACGCAAUAGGACGGGAUCCCAAAUAUUGGAAACAACCUGGUGAGUUCAUCCCCGAGAGGUUUCUUGAUAGCCCUAUCGAUUAUAAGGGUCAACAUUUUGAGCUAUUACCGUUUGGAGCUGGACGUAGGAUCUGUCCUGGGAUGGCCACCGGGAUCACCAUGGUCGAGCUCGGGCUUCUUAACCUUCUUUACUUCUUCGAUUGGAGUUUGCCCAAUGGAAUGACUAUUGAAGAUAUUGACAUGGAAGAAGACGAAGGGUUCGCUAUCGCCAAGAAAGUCCCUCUUGUUCUCAUACAAACUUCUCAUCGCUGGUGA